AAGACCUCCCAGUGCAGCACCACCGCCAUGGAGACGCUGCUCGUGGACCUGGCCUGGCUCGGCCUGGCCGUCGGCUUCUACGUGUCCGAGGUCGACCGACUGCUCUCGACGCCGCCAGAGAUGCACGUGCUCUGCGACUUCCUGGACUCGUUUUUGGACAAGAUGGGGGAGAGGACCUCUUUCGGCAUGGACAAAGUUGCUUUCCUACACCCGCCGACAGAGGGAAAGCGCAUUCAUGAACUCCAACAACUCCUGGAUGACCACGUGGAAGACCUGAGACAUACCCUAGAAGACAUUUUGAGUCUCCUCCAUCCGGACAGCUGGGAGUACGGUUUAACUAAUAGUCUUUUCCAAUUCUCGAUUUGGGUUCACGUUAAUAAGAAAUUUGUCCCAUGGCGCCCAUGGUUGCAAUGACGUGGUCAACUAUUCUUGAGCAUGUGAUGUGUUUUAUUUAACGUCCACCCGCGUCCACCAAAUGUUGUCAGCACGACUGUCAUAU
This is a messenger RNA of Thrips palmi, 499 nucleotides long. RefSeq lists its product as uncharacterized. The transcript is spliced from 2 exons. The coding region runs from base 28 to 414 and encodes 128 amino acids. NCBI's taxonomy places the organism in Eukaryota, Metazoa, Arthropoda, Insecta, Thysanoptera, Thripidae. The record is from RefSeq and is a predicted model, not a curated record.